AUGUGGUACGUAGCGCCCCCCAGGAGCACCAUGUGGUACGUAGCGCCCCCCUGGAGCACCAUGCGGUGCGUAGUGCCCCCCUGGAGCACCAUGUGGUACGUAGUGCCCCCCUGGAGAACCAUGUGGUACGUAGUGCCCCCUGGAGCACCACCUGUGCAGGUGACCCCGGGACACGCGGCGGUGAGCGCAGGAGGCCGCGUGGCGCUGACGUGUCGCGUGGACGGUCAUCCCGUCACGGCCGUCGCCUGGUAUAAGGACGCCGUCAGGCUCAGGUACGGUCAUCCCGUCACGGCCGUCGCCUGGUAUAAGGACGCCGUCAGGCUCAGGUCGAGUCCCCGCGUGCGUCUGCUGACGAAGGAGGAGCUCGUCAUUUCGCCCGUCCACGACGACGACGCAGGGCUUUACCAGUGCCGUGCCACGUCCCUCCAGCACGUCACGGCGCAGGCCACGGCCUUCGUCACGCUCGCAGCGUCUGCACCGCGCCUCGUGUCGAGUCCCCGCGUGCGUCUACUGACGAAGGAGGAGCUCGUCAUCUCGCCCGUCCACGACGACGAUGCAGGGCUUUACCAGUGCCGUGCCACGUCCCUCCAGCACGUCACGGCGCAGGCCACGGCCUUCGUCACGCUCGCAGACUCUAGGCAUCCUGUUGAGAACAGAAAUCUUGCGACUCUUAAAGGACCAGCAAAAUUGCAGAAGCCUAAGAACGCCUUAUAUGUUUCAAAGGAACGUCCGUCGAGUCCCCGCGUGCGUCUCCUGACGAAGGAGGAGCUCGUCAUCUCGCCCGUCCACGACGACGAUGCAGGGCUUUACCAGUGCCGUGCCACGUCCCUCCAGCACGUCACGACGCAGGCCACGGCCUUCGUCACGCUCGCAGGUGACCCCUGCUGUGCUGUGCAGGUNCAGCGUGUAGGGCAGGACGGGACGCUGGAGGUGAGCGACGUCAGGAGGGAUCAGGACCAGGGCUCCUACUCCUGCACCGCCUACGACAGGCAGGGCCAGUCAGACUCGCAGGAAACUUUCCUUCAAGUUGUGGUGCCUCCCGAAGUGUUGCCCUUCGACUUUAGCGGUGUUCACGGUGAGGGUGAACGCGUAGGCGCGUCCUGCAUCCUAAGCAAGGGCGACCCACCUAUCAAGAUAAGAUGGACUAAAGACCGAGUCCCUCUCGAGAACCUGAAUCUCCCCAACAUCAUUCUUAUCGAAAGCAUCGAGUUCUCUAGCAUGCUUAUGAUCACCAGCCUUACUGCCGAACACUCAGGGCGCUACGCGUGCUCGGCCAGCAAUGGUGUCACUGAGGCCCGACACGAGGCUGAUCUCUUCGUCCAUGUUCCUCCGUCGUGGGUGUCGCCCCCCGAGGACGUGUCUGCAGCCCUUGGAGGUCUCGCUGUCGUGUCGUGCGCAGCCCAAGGCUCUCCCGACCCCAGUCUGUCGUGGAGCAGAGAAACCGCUUCAGGGGAAUGGGCACCAGUGGACCUAAUCAAAAGUUCAUCUGUCGAAGAAUUCGUCACGCAAUUUGAAGCACGCGUUUCUCACCACAACCGCCUCCAGACUUUAGGAGGUUUGCACCUCGAAGAAGAUGAACCUGAUUUGGACGAUAAAUCUUCGUAUUCUGAAGACCUGGGUCCAAUGGAGGGAGAAUCUCUACACACGAACGGGCUCGGGAGUUCUGCGUUAGGCACUGUAGCGGAUCUGAACGGUACGCUUGUGUUCGCCCACGUGAUGGAAUCUCACGAAGGCCGGUACCUCUGCAAAGCCAACAACGGCGUCGGUCCGGGACUUUCGAGAGCCAUCAGCCUGACUGUGCAUGAGCCUCCAUGGUUCCCCGACUGGAGUCGUCGCCUGGUGCGGGUGGAGGUCGGACUCACAGGUACUUACCUCCUAGCAGGUACCAACUCUCCUGGACCAAGGGUGGGGCCCCGCUGGACCAAGGGUGGGGCCCCGCUGGUCCCCGCUCAUAGGUACUCACCUCCUAGCAGGUACCAACUCUCAUGGACCAAGUGUGGGGCCCCGCUGGUCCCCGCUCACAGGGGCUCACCUCCUAACAGGUACCAACUCUCCUGGACCAAGGGUGGGGCCCCGCUGGUCCCCACUCACAGGUACCACUUGGCGCUCUCGGAAGAGGAAGUGGAGCCGCGGGUGUUGACUCUGCAGAUAAAAGAUGUGGUCACGUCAGACUCUGGAACCUUGGAAUGCCUCGCCGUCAACCCUCACGGUGCCAAAACCAAGAGGUUCACCCUCCUUGUGGAAGACGUCCCUGGGCCCCCGACUGAAGUAUUGAUCACGGAAGGAGGGUCUCGGCACGUCAUCUUAUCGUGGACGCCCCCAGAGAGUGACGCUGGGGUCCCUACUUCGCUCACUGGAUACGUCAUCCAGGCUCACGAAGAGACGGAUGCUUCAGUUUCCGAUAGUCAGCAGACAGGAAGCAAGAUAGAGGUGUUGGUUUCUGGGUCGAGCCUCAGCCACCGCGUGUCUGGUCUGCUGCCGUACACGUGGUACAGCUUCUCUGUCGCCGCCCAGAACGGCGUAGGGCGAGGUACGAGUUCUGGACCCUUACGACACCGCACCCAGGAGGAGAAGCCGUCUGCACCGCCCAGUAAUGUGCAGGUGGUGAGUUCGAGCUCUCGGUCGUUACGUGUGACGUGGAUGCCUCCGCCUCGCAACGCAUCGCACGGACGCCUCCUGGGGUACUACCUCGGCAUUCGCCUCCGCCUCCCCAGCACGAUGGACGACGCAAGUGACGAAGACAGCGCUUACAACUUCACGACGGUGGGCGAUACGCACACCAUCGUCACUGACCUACAUCCUCACUCCUUCUACGAUGUCAUCGUCAGGGCCUUCAACUCCCGAGGGGCUGGACCCUCGUCAGACCCUGUCCUGGGGCAGACCCUGCAGGACACUCCCAGCAGCCCUCCAGCCUCCGUCUCUUGUUCCCCGUCGUCCGCUCACUCCCUCACUGUCAGCUGGCGUCCCCCUGAGGAGCGCGGGAGGAAUGGCGUUAUCGUGGCCUAUCAUCUUGCCUACUCCCCAUCAUCCUCGAAUUACGGUACAGUCGGUGAAUCAUCGACCCAUGAGAUGGAUGAUGGCAUCCAGCGGGUGAUCUCGACGAGCCGCGGUGGACGACUGUUGAUCGUCAAUGACAGUCACGGGACGGAACUGUCGGGGCUGGAGGCCUGGACCAACUACUCCAUCACAGUCGCGGCCGCCACGUCCAUCGGGGUGGGAGUUUCUGCGAACAGUGUCUUGUGCGCCACCAUGGAGGGAGGUGAGCAUGCUUUUGGUACUUAA
Messenger RNA from Hyalella azteca, 3282 nucleotides. RefSeq names its product Down syndrome cell adhesion molecule-like protein 1. NCBI's taxonomy places the organism in Eukaryota, Metazoa, Arthropoda, Malacostraca, Amphipoda, Hyalellidae. Gene Ontology annotation, biological process: dendrite self-avoidance; homophilic cell-cell adhesion; axon guidance. The record is from RefSeq and is a predicted model, not a curated record. Gene Ontology annotation, molecular function: cell-cell adhesion mediator activity. The transcript has 20 exons. Bases 1 to 3282 code for a protein of 1093 amino acids. Gene Ontology annotation, cellular component: plasma membrane; axon.